CGGCGCCUUGGCUCCACGAACCUAUGCAAAUUAAGCGAAGAUGAGGUUCUUUUUUGCUACGGUGCCUUGGCGACUCAAGCAUUGCUCCUUCCAAGGUUUCAGUUCAACAAUAGCAAAGACUCUAGAUGGGGAGUUAAGCUUACCAUGUAUGGUUUUACGAUCGCCAGAUCGAAUGUUUAUUCCUCUCAAAAGGCAGCCAAGGCCGAUGUUUGCCGGACUGCCCUGAAGAGGCUGCAAGCCGAAUACCCCGAGUGGGUUUUACCAGAUGAAGAGCAAGGCGGCCCAGUUACUUCUGGUUGGGACUGGAUUGAACUGUUACGAGAGUACUGUGUCCAAAACGGAAUUUCUGGACCAGCAUACACCAAGUUCUUACCCGAAAGAGGGAAUGUGUAUUGCCAUGGAGUAAAGGUCCAGCAUGCAACCUACACUGGGCCGAUGGAUCAUUACGCAAGUGACUAUGUUUCCCGAAAUACAAGUGCCUAUAAGGCUUUACAAACACUCUUGAUUCACGGAUCUGGCGAGGUCUGCAAUUUUCCCGGCCCCUUCACACUGAAAAGACAUGACGAGAGACUUCUCGCCGAUGUUCCGAGAUUGUCUGGGUUCGUGAACCAUGACAUGGACAGCAGACCUCCUGUUGCGUUGAAACCACGAACAGAGCCCGAGAAUGUUGGCUCAAAACCACUUGAGCGAAGCAAGAAGAGAAAGCUUGAUGGCGACGCUCCCGGAAACUCGAAUUUGUUGCCACUUACGAACUGCAGGCUAUCAUCAGUCGAUGUGUGUGUUCAAGAAGAGGUGAAGCGAUGGAAAUUAACACCCAGAGAGCUUGCCACUCAGAUUGGGGCCAUGAAAUCAUAUGUCGACAAGCUCACAAAGAUCUGCGAGUUAUUGGAAUUAGAACAUCCCGAGCUUCGGGUUGAGCGUAUUGAUGGACGACUUGUUGAGACAUACGGAGACUACACCGCGGGGGCAUACUUUAAAAACGACCCCUUUCUCACCCGCGCUGGUGCUAUUGGCCAUAUCAGCAGUAUGCAAGGCACCAGGCUCGCUGUUGAGGAAUCAUGCGCGCAGAAAGUGGUCGAUUACCUGACGACGAUGGUCCAAGAAGACUACAAUAUGGAAAAAGCUGCGGCGGAAGGACGCCGGCUGAUUGAGCAAUGGGGUAAAGGCAACAGGCGGGCUGCUAUAGAAUGA
This is a messenger RNA of Aspergillus sclerotioniger CBS 115572, 1191 nucleotides long. RefSeq lists its product as uncharacterized. The transcript is spliced from 3 exons. The record is from RefSeq and is a predicted model, not a curated record. Lineage: Eukaryota; Fungi; Ascomycota; Eurotiomycetes; Eurotiales; Aspergillaceae. The annotation marks the transcript as partial.